UCAAUAUUGGAUAUAUUGGAUUGGAACACAACUUUAAGCUACACGUUACUGGUUGUCAAAAUUAUGGAUGUUAAAUGAAAGUUAUGCAAUCACUUCAGAUCUUUAUCACAAACACACCCCAUUCUGUUAGAAGCUCAUGCAAAUAUUUUCUAGUUGUAUCCAGUGUGGGAUUUAUUUUUUGGAGUGUGUUAACUAAGGCUCUGAGCCUAUAUCUCAGAAGAACACAACUCAAUAGGAAGAAAACACGCAUCUCAACAAAUGUAGAAAAGAUUAGACAGCAUUUAGCAAAUUUACCAAAACAAGUGGAUACUGUGGACAAAGACUUAUCAGAAAUAUGCGAAGAAAUUCAAAAGGACAAUGUAACUCCGGUUGAGCUGUUGCACGCAUUUCAAGCAAAAGCCUUGGAAUUAUUUGAUGACGGAAAUUCAGGUAUUGCUGAUUUUAUUGGAGAAGCAGAAGAACAUGCCAUUAGCCUCGAGAAGUUAGAGAAUAAGAAACUAAGAUCGCCACUACACGGGAUUCCAGUCAGCAUAAAGGAGACAUGUUCUGUUUCUGGAUAUGACUGUACAGCUGGUGUAAUAAAGUUAUGUAAUCAAGCUUGCCGAAGGAAUUCCGUUAUAGUCAAAGCUUUGAAGAAGGCUGGUGCGGUUCCUUUUGUGACAACCGUAACUUCUCAGCUUUGUAGUUCUCUAGAUGGUUUUAACCCUGUAUAUGGUGAAGUGAGUCAUCCAUUUGUUAAAUCUCGCCUUCCUGGAGGAAGUUCUUCUGGGGAGGGUGUACUACUGGCUCUUCAUGGUUCUCCCAUUGGUAUAGGGACAGAUCUUGCUGGAAGUAUCAGAAUACCUGCUGCCUUCUGUGGCUUAGCUGGCUUGAAACCCUCAACAGUUAGAUUGAGCAUUUCAGGCAUAGUGCCGAGUUCGUCUGUAAUUUUUUUGAGAUCAUGUGUUGGACCAAUGGGCAGAAAAGUAGAAGAUCUAGUCCGUGUGAUGCGUACAUUGUUGUCUCCUGCAAUGUUUAACUUAGACUCGUAUGUAAUACCUAUGUCAUUUGAUGAGGAAAUGUAUUCAGGAACCUGCAAACACAAUUUAGUCAUUGGCUAUUAUACUAGUCUAACUGAUCCAAAUAUCAUUCCAGUUUUGAAAGUGAAUCAAAUGGCUGUCAAAAAAGCAGUUACAGCUUUAAAGAAAAUAGGUCACCGAGUCGUAGAGUUUACUGUUCCUCAUCCCUACCAAGCUUAUAUUUUGGGACUACGUGCUUUAUUUGCAGAUGGUGGGGAAACAAUUCGAAAACAACUUUAUGGUGAGCCUGUUGGACCUCAUUUAUAUUUCCUUAAUCUUCUACUCCGCUUUCCGAACUUUCUGAGGCCUCUAGCGGACAUCGUUUCCAGGCUAGCAUAUGGAAAACCAUCGGCGAUUGCGCAUGCUACACAGAAAUUGAAAACUGGUCGAGAGGCCAUUGAUCUAAUCACUGAAAUAAACACUUACCGAUAUGGGUUCUUCAAAGCUUGGUCUGAUGCUGGUCCGUUAGAUGCCCUUAUCUGCCCUGCUACUCCAUAUCCUGCCCCUCCAAAAGAUGUAUCAUCAGUCUAUGUCACUCCUUCGAUUGCAUACACCAUUUUAUAUAAUCUGUUGGAUUGUCCUGCAGGGACAGUACCUGUAGGUAGUGUUACUAAGAUUGAUAUUCAAGAAUCGCUAAAAAUGGCACAGUCAUUCUCUUUUGAGGGUAACAAAUAUGCAUCAAAAGUGUUCAGUUUAUUGGAAGGUGCUGAAGGUCUCCCACUUGCUGUUCAAGUUGUCGGUAAACCAUAUCAUGAAGAAAUCGUUCUCCGAGUGAUGCGUGAACUAGAAGAACAUGUUGACAAAGUUGUAUUGUGAUAAUCGAUAUAAACUAUGGCUUCUUUUGUUCAUUCUUUUCUAUCAAGAAUUUUAAUAAUCUCAAAAACACUUUCAUAAUACACUUUUUAUAUAGUUUUAUUCAUAUCAUGUUUUGUGUUAAGAAUUUUGGAAUGUUUUUAAUAUAUAUUCGAUGGCUUCAUCGAAAAAGUCAUCUUAUUUCUGAACUUUUAAAAUCCUAUCUAAUUGUUCUACUGACUAAGAUUUUACGAAAUAAUUUAAUUGGUUUAUAUUUGUAGAACUCUGUAUUUCAUGCGUGGAUUUCGAAUUCAGAAAUACUUAUUGUUGUCGGCCUUCACAACUCAUUACAAAACCAACUUUAAGAUUGCUGAAAUAUGCCUAUCUGUUUAAGCACCUCAGCCGCCUGCUUUCUACAACCUACAACAUUUUUGUUAUUAA
Heterobilharzia americana is the source of this 2291-nucleotide messenger RNA. NCBI's taxonomy places the organism in Eukaryota, Metazoa, Platyhelminthes, Trematoda, Strigeidida, Schistosomatidae. The record is from the annotation of a GenBank genome assembly.